Messenger RNA from Centruroides sculpturatus (bark scorpion), 984 nucleotides. RefSeq names its product gastrula zinc finger protein XlCGF57.1-like. The transcript has 2 exons. Lineage: Eukaryota; Metazoa; Arthropoda; Arachnida; Scorpiones; Buthidae. The coding region runs from base 122 to 625 and encodes 167 amino acids. Gene Ontology annotation, molecular function: DNA-binding transcription factor activity, RNA polymerase II-specific; RNA polymerase II cis-regulatory region sequence-specific DNA binding. Gene Ontology annotation, biological process: regulation of transcription by RNA polymerase II. The record is from RefSeq and is a predicted model, not a curated record. Gene Ontology annotation, cellular component: nucleus.
GUAAGAAACUUUUUAUUAUAUCGAUAAAAUAUUUAUAAAAAGUAUUUUAAUUGCAGGAAAAAAAAACCAAAAGAAAUUUUUAUGUAAACACUGUAAGAAGAACUUUACAACUAAACAAAUUAUGCAAAUUCAUGAAAGAAUUCAUACAGGAGAAAAGCCCUACAGUUGUGAUGAGUGUAAACAGAAGUUCACAACUAAACAAAAUAUGGAAAAUCAUAAAAGAACCCAUACAGGAGAAAAGCGUUACACUUGUGAUGAGUGUAAACAGAAGUUUACACAAAAGGCACACUUAAUUACACACCUCCGAAAACACACAGGAGAAAAGCCUUACAGUUGUCACGAGUGUAAAAAGGAGUUUGCAAGAAAGUCAAACUUAAUUAGACACCUUCGGAUCCAUAUCGAUAAAAUAUUAUUUAUAGAAAAUAUUUUAAUUGCAGGAAAAAGGAACCAAAAGAAAUUUUCAUGUAAACACUGUAAGAAGAACUUUAAAACUAAACAAAGUUUGCAAAAUCAUGAAAGAAUCCAUACAGGAGAAAAGCCUUACACUUGUGAUGUGUGUAAACAGAAGUUCACACAAAAGGCAAAUUUAAUUAGACAUCUUUCGAUCCAGAAUAAACAAAAGUAACAUUGAACGUUAAUUAUGAUCAGCGAAAUUCGUUUGAAACCACGAUCCAAAAAUACAUUAUAAUAUUCUUACUUAGAAAUUUUGAAGGAAUAUUAUUUUUAAUUUGUAUUGAUGUAGAAUGAUCGAAAGACAUAAGCAAAACUGGUUUUAAAUGAAAAUUUGUUUUUCUAAUUUCUAAGAAGUUUCAACUAAAAAUCAUCUCAAUAUUCAUAUUCAAAUGUAGCUCUUUUCGAAUUUUAUAAUUAUAUUUCAAACGGUAACAGCUCUGUAUUACGAUAUUUUUAAACAAAAUUUGAUAUUUUUUGAAAUUUUGAAUUUGCAAUUUUCUGUUUGAACAUAGAAAACAGGCUUCAUUUAAA